This is a messenger RNA of Nomia melanderi (Alkali bee), 4673 nucleotides long. RefSeq names its product putative inactive peptidyl-prolyl cis-trans isomerase-like 6. Gene Ontology annotation, molecular function: peptidyl-prolyl cis-trans isomerase activity. Gene Ontology annotation, cellular component: cytoplasm. Gene Ontology annotation, biological process: protein peptidyl-prolyl isomerization. The record is from RefSeq and is a predicted model, not a curated record. NCBI's taxonomy places the organism in Eukaryota, Metazoa, Arthropoda, Insecta, Hymenoptera, Halictidae.
AUAACAUUCUAAAAGGAAAUAAUUGCAAUGAAUGAAAUCGGAACGAUGGAAAAUAAAGCUAAAGCAUACUGUUACUCGAAUUUUUUUCGAAACGAUACUAUUAGAUUGAAAGUAGUAGGUAUUAUAAACAGUAUUGCUUUCCAGAAAGCUCGAAUAUGCGCCGAAAAGUUGUAUCAGCAUUUAACAUUUAAAUUUGCAACUCCGCAAAUUAUAGAAAUGUUUCAAGUCGAUUGGUAUGAGUAUAUUCUAGAAAGAAAAAGGAAAGUUGGUGGUAAAAUGUGGUCGCUGAAGCGAACCGUUGCAGUCUUUAUAGAUGAUAAAUUCCUCGGUAGCGAUGACGAACUUUUACGGUAUAUAAGUGAAUCCUAUAUUUUUAGUUUACCUGUUGGCAUGGAAUAUUAUGAAAACCUUGCCAUGGAACAGUGUAAAUUAUUUAUGGAGAAAUCGAAGAGAAAAUACGUGUAUUUUACAUUUACUGUAAACGGUUGUACAAUCGGUUCUUUUAUGUUUAUGUUGUACUCUGAUUUGUUACCAUUGACUUGCCAAUAUUUUUUAAAUCUUUGUACUGGAUACGAUGCUGUAACAAAGUGUUAUAAACAGUCUUAUUACAUAAACAUGUGUGUACAUCGCAUAGUAAAAAAUGGGUGGAUUCAAUGUGGAAGCAAACUGAAAUGUGAAAAUACGACCCCUAUAUACGACACUAUUACAAUACCUGGCGAAUCUUAUUGCAUUCCUCAUAACCGUCGCGGAGUCCUUUCACUGAUAAAUGAUGGAAAACAUUGCAAUGGAUCUCAAUUCUUUGUAUGCUUAAAGCCUAAUCCAUGGAUGAAUUAUUACUACGUUGCUUUCGGACAACUCGUGGAUGGAGCUAAAACGUUGGAAACAUUAGAAAAUAUAUCAACAUACUAUGAACGUCCUUCGAAAGAAAUAAUAAUUUCAGACUGUGGCGAAUAUCUUUUCGGAGAUGAACCUAAGAUGGAGAUAGAAUCAAAAAUUUUUCUUAAACACGAGCCAUCGUUAUACGUGGAAGGAGAAGACGUGAAAUAUAUUGAUGGUGGCUUCGAUUUUUAUUCCAUUAUAUCGUGGCUUGAUAAUAUAGUAGAUAAAAUAGAUCUUCGAGAUACAGCUUCGGUUUUGAUGGCAGAACGAUAUUUAAAUGGUUUUUAUUGUCUUUCAUCUGAUUAUAUGACACAUAUGGAUAUGCAUAUCUAUGAAGAAAUUCAUUUAAUUCCAAAACGUAGCUAUGAAAGUACAACUGAAGCUAUGCUUCGUCGGUUGUUACUGCAAUUUCAUCCAAGUGAAAUGGGCACAGAAGAAAAAUCAAUGUUCAUUUCGGAAAUUUCUAAAAUAAUUCUGGCUUAUAUAUUUUGCUAUAAAGACAACAAAUUUUGUUUGAAACACAUAUCGACCAGCACUCGUGAAAUUAUACACAAAAUAUUAGAAAUUGCACAUGAAAUAUCAUUAAAAGCUGUCGGAAAAAUCGAAAUUGCCCAGAAAUGUAAUAACUUGGAUAUUGCUAACAUAAUUCAGACAAAGCAAAUCGAAACCGGCUUACUGAUUUCGGAAAAUUGUAUAUCAUUAUUGCAAGUUAUCUUAAACGAGAGCAUACUGUAUCUAAUGAGAUCUUCCGCCGUGCAAGAGCAAUGAAACACAAAGGAAAAACUGAGAAUAACACUGUAUUUUACAUUAAUGUAUAAAUGUGUUACGCUUUAUAGUUUCACUAUCCCAUUUUAACUUUGUACCAACAAUUGUAAUUCAUAGAAAACAUUAUUUAUUUUUUAUGAAGACUUGUACACGCAAAAUAUUUUUGAUAUCACAUAACUUUCUAAAUAGUGCACACUGCCUACAAAUUAUAAAUAAGUGUAAAGUAUAACUUGAAUAACUAAUACCUUUAAGGGAAAUGUAUCGUAUCAUUGCUUGAUCUUAGAAAACAGUCUUUUUCCACGCCCUCUGCUAGACGUUGUCUUUUUACCGGAACCCUUCGAUUUUUCUUCGGGAGGAGAACUUUUCUCGUGAAGAGCACUGUACAACAUUCGCGCUUCAUUCUUGUUCCCUAUCAUCUCCGUAAGUUCUUCCUACGAAAAUAAACAAGACUUCUAUAGAAAGAUGAAAAGAUCGAUGUAUCGUUACAUACGUGUACCGUUAGCUGGAACACAUACUUUUGUAAGUUUGUUAAGAUGAUCUAACGAUUGUCCAUUGUUCAAAAUUGAAUAUAAAUUUUUGGUAGUUACUCCUGGUAAUCUAGCGAUAAAAUCUUGAAUACGGGCGUUAAAUUUUUCUAGUUCCAUAUGCUUACUAUCCUCGAUUCCAAUCUGGGCAGCUUUAAUUGCAUCUGGUUGGCAUUUUCCUAGCUACGAUUUUUCAUUCACAAUUAACAGAAACGAAAUUAACCGUAUAUUAUUUUGCGAGAAUUCUAACCGUAUUACCUUCAAUUCUUCAAAUAAUUGCGCUGUUGCGUGAGGACCAGGCGACCAUACAAGCUUUAAUCGUGGAAAAUGUAAAGUCAGCAGUUGUAGUUUAGAAGUUAUAAACAUGUUUUGUACAUCUUUACUAGCAUAAUAAUGUCCCUGUAAUUACGAAAUUCCUUUCUUUUUUUUUGUCUUUGAUGAAUUCAAAAUAUUUCGUAUUUGCAACAAGAAAAUAACGUAUUUACCUGAAAACAAAAUGGUUUGUUUGGAUCAAAUUCUAUUAAAAGCAUUGGUUUGGUGUAAUGUCUCGUCAUGGAAACAGCCUGGUUGUAUAAUCUUCCGCUAUUUAAUGAGCCAAUUAAAUCAGAAAUACUUUUCCUUUCUACGCACAUUUCUGGGGACAGAAUGUAAUCGCCAACCUAUAAAUCGCAAAUAAAAAGAUAGGAAUUCAAUAGAGUUUGACUUUGAAAAUCAUUCAAAUGAAACAUCAUGAAUCCUUCUCAUAUACCUGUAAUGUUACAGGUUCUAUUUUGAUGCCUCUCGUAUGAAGUAUAGCAGGAAGUUCACUUCUGAAUUCCCGCAUAUCGACUAUUACGGUGUUAACAACUUCAGUCGAAGGUAAUCCACCUUUACGCGUAUUCUCUUCAGUUUCCGAAUUUGUCUGCACCGCAAGAUUCAAGUAAUCUUGCUCGUCAGGGAAAACCAUCGUCUGAAACGAGAUGAAGACAUGGUACAGCGAAGACAAAUGGAGGAAAUGAACAGAUCGAUGCAAGUGAUAUAUAGUGAUAUUACAGUUUUUGCAUUGAUCAAUGUGUGAAAUGCUUCUUUCUCUUGCCUAAGCGACGUAAGAUAUUCUUGUUCUUCCGCAGAACCUCCAUAGAUUAAAAAGUAUACUUUCAAAUCUAUCGACGGGUUACUAUUUUGAUAAACCUAAGGAAUAAUAUUGGUUUACACGCAUAAUUACUCUUUGUUCUUAAUUGGGGAAAUUUUUCAAUUGUUCUUUAUACGCACUUCGAUUUGCCGCACAGCGGAAAUAUCAGCCACGUACAUAAUAAUAUUUCUUGGCAUAUGUUCUGCCAAAGUACGUUGUAAAGACAUCGGGUCUCCGGCUUUCUUCAAAGAUUGUAUUAAAAUGAUAGGUGUAUCCGUUGUUAUAUUCGUUAAAUCUAAUUCUCCCAUCUACGGAAUAUUAUACUCUAAUUUAAUCAUAUGAAAUUCUAUCAUUUUUAUCGCUACUAAAUAAUUCAAUAUGAAUUAUUACUUGUGAGCAUUCCUCAAAUAAAGUUUGGUGUUUAUCUUUCUCUUCCGUUGAAGUAGGUUCACUUUCUUGAGAAACAUUUUGAGAUAACGUUAACAUGUACAUGUCUUGUUCAUCCUCGUCUGUAUUAUCGUUACUUUUCUCUUCCGAAGAGGAUUCUUUUUCAGCACUUUUUUCACUAAUGAAAUAAUUUCAUAUAAUUCAGCAUGGGGAUUGGAUUAUGGUUUUGUCAAUUUUUUGAUUUUCCAUUAAUUACUUACCUUGUUUGCUGUAUCUCUUUAUGAGAAAGUUUCUUCAAAGCCUCAUAAAGUAAAUACUCGUUGGCGCCCAUGGUUAAGUAAUUUCUUAACUGGUAACAUAUAUUACGAUUGUGUGUUAUAAUAAGAAUUUUUUCAACAUCUUCUUUAUCUUUUCUCUCUUUAUUUUGAUGUUGAAUUUCCAUUAAUAUUUCUGUCAAAGCGAUCCAUUUAGGAUUCGGCUCCGGUUUUAAUUCUACGCACAGAAAAUGGUAAAAUGAUUAUCGUGUCAAGAAAAGUAGUUGAAAAGCUUUCUUUCCACUAGAAACGCUUAGUAGACUCUUACCGCCAGUUUUUUCAUUGUAAACCCUGUCCUUUGCAUUUUUGAAUAGUGUAUCCACAGAAUCUAACAUUAACCAACCACUGUUUUUUACAGCGUAUUCCAUUGUGCGCAAACGAUUCAACAUCGAAUAAAACGACACACAAUCCUCGUAUGUCAAACAACUGCACAGUUUAAUACACAACCAUUCUUUAGUAAAUAGAAAAUGCAUUUAUUUAACGAUGAGGUAAAUAAAUAAAUACUUACGCGAGGAGAGCUCUUAAUGUUUUUAAAUCGGAUAGUAAUUGUUUUGUAGUUGAACUAAGCUGAUGCCACAUAGGAUCUAACUGUGACUGUAACUGCUUGUGAAACUUUCUAGCAAUCGCAUUUUCAGUGUUCAAUUCUUCUAAAUCCACCUAUAAAAAAGAAUUACAAUUAAAUUGUAAAAUCAU